UUUGUCGACCCAUAAAAACUUCGUCGACACGUCAAAUGGCAAGCUCAGUAACGUACAGUUUGUUUGUGGGCAAUAUUGACCCUUCCGUUACACGAGACGCAUUGUCUGCACUGUUUAGGCGAUACGGCCAAGUAGAAUCAAUUUCUAGUCUUUCUUCAAAGGAUGGCUUCGACACACUAGCAUCGUUUGUCCGGUUUUUGUCUGAAGCAGAAGCUGACGCUGCUGCCUCGGCUUUGAAUGGGAUUCUCGUUAACGGACGACAGUUAAAGGUUAGAAGAGCCAACUCAAAGAAGGCAUCAUCCAGUCGAAACGUCACUGAAAAGACUGAGAAUGAUAGUUGGAGUCAAGAUGGUCAGCAACAGCGGCAGUCUUACGAAGUCUCUGAUGGUAGGCAUCAUCGUUCUGGAGUUGUCAAACAACGAGACAGACAAGUCGUUUCUUCUGGAUUUCGAGGAGGGAUUCGUGGUAGCCACAUGGGGUCAAUAAAUAGAGGUGGUAGAUCUCCUGGAACAUUGAGAGAAAUGAAUUGGUCUGACAUCGAGAGUACAGAAGGUGAAGCAAAGCGUACUGAGAAAGUGAUGGUGACCCAUGUUGAGAAUGGCUGUAUGUUUUGGGGAAUGAUUCACAAUGCUGAGUUAGCGGCAACGUUUCAGCAGAUGAAUGAUAGCCUCCAGGAAAUUUGUCCAACAGCAGAGGUAGUAAAGAAGCCUCUGCUCUCUCAGAUAUAUGCUGCUGUCUACAGUGCUGAUCAGUCAUUUUAUCGAUGUAAAAUUCAGAUGAUAAUGAAACAACAGGGAAAGGCACAUGUCUUCUUUGUUGACUUUGGAAACGUACAAGAGAUUUCAGUUGAUGAGUUGCUAAUGCUGCCAAAUGAAGUUCGUGCUAUACCGCCCAUGGCUCAGCACUUCAGACUUCAUGGUCUCCAAAUGAUUACAUCAGAGAUGGAAAAGGCGAAGGAAUUCUUGAAAGCCAAGACUGCUGACAAGUUGAUGACAGCUAACUUUUACAAAGGGUUGGGAGGUCUUAUACCAGUUGAACUGAUUGAUGAUGAUAACCAGAAUUUGAACAAAGAAAUGGAAGAGAAGGGACUUCUGAAGAACCAAGUAAAUGUUUCUGUUACUAAAGGACGAACGUCUGUAAGGAGUAAGGAGGCAUUGCUUACACAGCUUGAGACUGAUAUAGGUAGUCAGGACGUGAAGAUUCAUUCACUAAAGGAGGCUACGAAAACAGCAGAACUAGAUGUAAGAGCUGGAAAAGUUAAACAUAAAGAAGUAGAUGUUCUUGCUGCUGAAUUGCGCAAUGUUUACAUGGAGUUGGAAGCGCAAAAAGAACUCAACAGUCAGUUGAAGAAUGAAAAUGAUCAUAAAGAAAGAGAAUACAAACAGAAAUUGCAAGAAGAAAAACAGAAAUAUGAAGAACUUAUACAGCGUGAGCAGCAAAGACAUGAAUGUGAAAUGCAAGGUGAAAGGAUGACACAUGAACAGAUAAUGCAUGACGCUCUUCAGUCAGUUUUGCAAAGAAAGGUUGAGGCAUUAGCUCAACAAGUGAAGUCAGCAAAACUCAUCAGGAGUAGUUUGCCUGGACGAGGUGGUAGCAGUCAAGAUUUGUUGGAAGCAGCUAUUGAGUUGGUCACUGAUCCGGACAGUCAGAUUAGUACAAAUGGCAUCGAGAGCUUGCAGGAAGUUCAAGAUGGAUUGGAGUUACUAGAAAAAACACAGGCAGAGAUCAAAGAGAGCAGUGAUGGUGAAGUACUACAGAACAUGAUUGCUAUCAGAAAUGGAACAAGGAAGAAGCUUGUGGCAAAGAUUGCUGACUUUUUGGAUUAUGUGGCAUCACUACCUUGCGAUGUGAGAAAAGAGGAUUUAGCUGAUGCAAAGGCCAAGAUGAUGCAGUCAGUUAUAUAUGGAAGCUUGCUGCAAACUGGUUAUUACCAGCAAGUCAAUGUAGGAUCUAUGGCAGAUGCCGUAGAUGCAUAUCGUAGUUAUAAUUCCCAGCAAGAAAACGAACUGCGGAUUAUUCAGGAUGCUACUGUUUGUGCAUCGGAGGAUAUUUGCCACGUUUUGCAAAGAUUGAUAAAAGAUUUGUCAUUUGAUACCCCUGUGGAUGAGAUUGACGAUAGUGAUGAUACCUCAGCUCCAUUGGAUGAAUUAUUUGACUCGUUUGUGUCAGUUAUGGAUGAUGAAGUUGAAGCAAGCAAAAAGCUCUUCAAUGAUCCAAAUGAAUGCAUGAAAGCUGCUGCCAUAGCAGUAUCACAAACUAUAGACAGCGAGUUGAAAACUGUCAAGCAUCUCAAGGAUGAGCUAUAUCCCCAUUAUUCAACAUUAUAUGCAAGUCUUUCUCAGUGGCUUAGUGUUCAACCUGACGUGGAACCUCUCAUUGCUUUGAGGCGACAUAUGAAAACACUACGAAGAAGUCUUCGACACAUGGAAGUGAAUCUUUUUGAUCUUCAAGAGGGCGAUACUGCAGAAACAGCUGAAAUUGUCAAGAUUCAACAAGAAACUGCUGAUCUGAGAGUACAGCUUCAUGGUGCAUGUGAAGAGGAACACAAGCUAAUGGUGGAACUAAUGUGUUUGUCUAAAGAACAUUUUCCAGAGAUUCUCAUUCAACAUGCUGAUUUGGGCAUUGAUAGAUUUGAGAAAACUGGCGGAUUAUAUCGAUCAGGAUUGAGUCUUGAACACUAUUAUCGUCAUGUUAUUAGUUUACCAGGUUGUACUGUUCCUGUCAUGAAAAGCAGUUACAAUGGCCAGCCUUGUCUCAUCAAGGAAUAUAAUGUGACGGGAAUGUCUGACAGGGAACAACUGGAAAAAGAGAUUGUUUCCUAUGGUGUUGUACAUCAUCCGAAUCUUCUGGCAAUCAGUGCAUUGUUUUAUGAUAUGCCAGCUAUGAAGGUGUACAUUCAGACACCAUAUUUCAAUCAUUAUGAUGUGAACAGCUGGCUGCAGGAGGCUCCAUCUCGUGUGGCUAAGUACAGUGUUGUGACUGGUCUACUAAAUGCUCUUUGCUGCCUGCAUGCUCAUUCAUUGAUUCAUGGGUCGGUGUCUGUGGAUUCAGUUUGGGUUAUUCCUCAAGGUGAUGAGAUCAAUGACAAUGAAUAUGUGGGAGGUGUGAAGGGUCUGCUGACAGAGUUUAACUUUGCUCAGCCUGUUGUGAAUCGUGCUUCUUCUGUCGUGGGUGCCCAAGGUCAGAGUCAUUGUGUUUGUUCAUCAUUUGAUGUCUACUGUUUGGGUCUAGUUGCAACGAAGAUUCUUCACGUUGAGAUGCAAGAAGACCCUGUUGUUUCAGACUUUGUGACUAAAAUGUUGCACAACAGUCCUGUGACAAGACCACGAGCCACUGAUCUUAUCAGUCAUCAGUAUGUUCUCAACUUUCCGAAGGACUUAGAAGAUUCAGGAAAAGAUGUCAGUUCUAUAGAAACAGUGGAGCUGGCAAUGCAUGAUGCACAUGUUGAUGCCCAGCAACUUGAAAGUGAAAGAGAACAUGACGAUGAAGGAAUCAAAACAGAACAUGAAGAUGAACGAAUCAGUUCCAAUAAGCUGGAGGUUAGCUCCACCCUGCCUGAAGUUAGUGCCUUUCAAGUAUCCGAAAGCACAAUUGAUGAUGCAGCUGACGAGUUGGCUGUGUCACUGGGUGUAUCUGAAGCAGAAGCUGAAAGCAGUGAGAGCAGUGUUCUGAUGGUUUCUCCAGUGGAUGACACGUCAUCAAAACAAAGCCUUGACAAUGAAAGUACUACCAACUGAUUGUGGUAAUCAGAAAUACAAUACACACAAGGACUGCUGUUGAAGAUGUUGCGUUGAGUUGAUGAGAUUAAGAAGUACACAUUUUAGAGUACUGAUUUAUGGUCAAUCAGUAUGGAAUUUUGUAAGAGCUAGUUGUUUGAACUUGACAGUUAAUUUGAUGAUAAUGAUUGUAGCAGGCAUGUACGUCAUACAGUUUUUACGUAGGUGCAUGUAAGUGUCAAUAUUAAAGUCAAUUGAAGUUUUAGUUUAGAAUGUUAA
Corticium candelabrum is the source of this 3995-nucleotide messenger RNA. RefSeq lists its product as uncharacterized. The record is from RefSeq and is a predicted model, not a curated record. Bases 36 to 3737 code for a protein of 1233 amino acids. The transcript has 32 exons. Lineage: Eukaryota; Metazoa; Porifera; Homoscleromorpha; Homosclerophorida; Plakinidae. Gene Ontology annotation, molecular function: RNA binding.